This is a messenger RNA of Eleginops maclovinus (Patagonian blennie), 2871 nucleotides long. RefSeq names its product centromere protein I (gene cenpi). Bases 106 to 2316 code for a protein of 736 amino acids. The transcript is spliced from 20 exons. Gene Ontology annotation, biological process: mitotic sister chromatid segregation; CENP-A containing chromatin assembly. Gene Ontology annotation, cellular component: inner kinetochore; kinetochore. NCBI's taxonomy places the organism in Eukaryota, Metazoa, Chordata, Actinopteri, Perciformes, Eleginopidae. The record is from RefSeq and is a predicted model, not a curated record.
AGAGACCAUACUGCGCAAGCGCAAACCAAACGGUCGCGCGGAUGAAUUUAAAUUUUGUUUGAAUCGCUGAAGAAUGAGUGUUUUUAAUAUUUUAGCAAUGUAGAAAUGGCAGCAAAGUCAAACUUGUCAGGGUCGCCGGAUGCGGAUCUUUCGUCUUUAAGCGACCGGUCUCUGUCCAGCCGGGCCAGCAACAGAAGUUUGAGAGUAGCAGAAAAGGAGAGGAGAAAGAACGACGCUGAGGACCCGUUUGUUCUGGCCCUGAAGUACUUCUCCAACGUUGAAGCUGGUACUCCUGUCCAUGGUAACGAUGAGGUGGAGAAAAAUCUGGUCCUGGUGGAGAGGGCGGCCUACAGUAAAGGACUUUCGCCAGAGGCCAUCUCUGUUAUGCUGGAAUUUGCCAUGAGCCUCCGCAUGGGAUCGGGCAUUUGUCCCCGGGUGCUGAAGUGUCUUAUACCUGCCACCGUGGUGCCACAGGAGGCUGUGGUUCGUGCUGUGGCCUGGCUCGGAGUUGCCAACAUUCCUGUCAACACACAAAUUCUUUUCAUAAAGUGGCUGUUGACCGUCUUCGACUUGAUUGAUGCAAAAGACCAGCUUCGAGCGAUCUAUGGCUUCAUCUUCAACUUCACCUCAGAGGAAAAUCUGUGUCCUUUCAUCUGCCAUCUGCUGUACCUUUUGACCAGAAAGGAAAGUGUGCGAGUCUUCAGAGUCAGGAAGCUACUGGAGCUACAAUCUAAACUGGGGAGGCAGCCGUUCCUGCUGAACCUACUCUCCCUUUACAAAGUGUUUUGCCCUGAACUGGUGACGCUCUCCAUCCCAUCACAAUUGAAGAGUGUGUUUAGGAACCACAAUUUGCCCUGGAAGUCAGCUUUGACUGUUGUCCAGAGGAGGAACAGUCCCCAAGUUGCCUCCAGCCUCAACCUGUUUUCCACAUCGAAACAUAAGACCACCUCCAGGAAACGGAAACACCACCACCUGGGGUUGGCGAUGUUGAGUUCUGCGGUCAACAAAGAACCUCAGACCGAGACGAGCAGACAGCUAGUCCCUUUGGUGCAGCUCCAUUCUGUUGCUCAGCUCCUGGAAAAUAUGCACCGUAUAGAGCUGCCCGCUCAGAUGGGCUCACUGCUGGGCUCCAGUCUGGGACUGCAUUACCUGGACUGUGUACAGGAUGAGUCUGCUCUGCUACGCCUCAACUUCUGGCUCGGCUACACUCUCCAAGAAGAAUUGUUAUUCUCCAGCGAUGAAGGAUCCUCCCAGAGUUCAGAAGAAUCAAUGCAGUUUUUGGACAAGUUGCUGUCGACACAACACUUUCUCCAGGAGGGGUUUUCCAGUUCAGAGGCUUUUCUCUACAAAUUUCUCAGUGUUUGGGACGGUUCCGUCCUCCGCCCCCAGAUCCUCGGCCUGCUUAGCAACAUUCCUGUUGUUCCCAGUUCUCAAAUCGGACAGCUCCUGUUUGAGCCCCUCAUGCAGCUAUUCUUUACAUCAUCACUGUUUUUCAAGUGUGGACUGAUGGAGAGUCUGAACAACAUGCUGUUGAAGUGGCUGACUUGGCACUCGGUGUACGCUCUGGAAGACGACUUGGACAUCAGCCUCAACAGCCACACUUCCAUCAACAUGACUCUGUCGGGGUUCAAGGAUUCAGUGAUGGAGCUAGUUGACUUUGUGGGUCGACUUGCCUCUGUGGGCCUGCAACUGGAGGGCUGCCACUCUCUCCUCCUCAACUUCAUCCUCGACUUCUAUACCACGGUGUGUGACAUGUUUCUGAAGUAUGGGCUCCCCCUUGUGGUGGUGCCCCCACCUGGAGUUUUUUACCCAGCGCUGUUUGCUACUGACCCUGUAAGCGUGGACAGACUGGCCUUCAUCAUGCACAGGUACAAGGUGAACUUGACAUCGGCCAAGAGUCAAGAAAAGCUCACCAAGCAAGCCUUUCGCAUCAGCCGUCAGACGUUCAAGGAGUUUAACAACUACGCAGUCUUCAUGGUCAACUGCCUGUGGAACGCCAAACUGAUUCAACCAGGCAUGAGUAUACAGCUGGGAGAGGAGCUGCUGCUCAAGAGCAACGUGCCGGAAUACUGGAAGAGCUUCGACCUCAUCUACCACCCUGCCUUCAUGAGCUACGCGGUCGACUUCCACCAGAAGUGUUGGCCCGGGAGAAAGGACAUGGACCUGGAUUCCAUAAAGCAUUCCAAGCCAUGGAACUGGUACCUGGAGUAUUUGUUCAACCAAGGUUAUGACGGCCUUAAACUGUUUAUUCAAAGCAACACAAGCCGGCAGCUGACAGCAGGCGACGGGCAGGGCAACAGCCUGUCCACAGAAUAGAGGUAGAAGCUCGACUCAAAGGAGACGAAGAAAAACAACUCGCAACUCGGCCACUUUUAAAAGACUUGUACAUAUUUGAUCUUAUCUUCAAGCAAGCUACUUCAGGCAACCUUUUUAUGUACAUAUAUGUAUCAGUGUUUUAUUGUAUUUUUUUUUAACUUACAAUACUAUCCAGGUCGCAAUAAUAGAACACAAAGCCCUGGUGGCCAUUUGCCAGAUGCUAAGUGUCAGUAGUAGGUUUUGAGGUCAGUGAAUACACAUUAAUCAGAGAAGAUGUAUGUUUGUUGCAACAAAAAAAGAAUCAUUGGCAUUGUUCAUAUCCAUUAAUAUUACACACUUACUAUAAAUUGACCUGAUGUACCUACAUGCAUUCAAGAUACUAAAGAAUGAGAGUAACUUUAAAUUAUUAUUUUUCCAUUUUCUUUGUUUAAUGUCAACCCACUGUUUUUUUAACCAGCUUCUGUACAAAGGAUUUUUUUGGAUUGCUUUUUUUGUAUUGUAUUCUUGUAAAGCACCUUGUUGAAAAUAAAUAAGUGUAAGACUUUUGUUUUAGAA